This is a messenger RNA of Salvia hispanica, 730 nucleotides long. RefSeq lists its product as uncharacterized. NCBI's taxonomy places the organism in Eukaryota, Viridiplantae, Streptophyta, Magnoliopsida, Lamiales, Lamiaceae. The record is from RefSeq and is a predicted model, not a curated record.
CUGUUCUAAUCACUGACUGAAUCUACUGGUGUAGACAUCAAGGUUGAGAAAGCAAUGAAAGAAAGGGCAACAACUCGAUCUAGAGCUACUGAUCAUCCAGAGCUCACAGGUUCGGCGCCUACCUCCAACUCCAACGAGCCGUCGACCACACGAAAGACUGACUCUCCAAUGCACCAAGUGGCUGAAGAGGUUAGGGCUCGGCAUGACGCGUUGGUGCGCCAAUUCUGUGAGCUCCGAGAUUGGACUGAGGAGUCUGAGCAGGCCUUGCUCAAGGCAAAGCUAGAGAUAGAGAUCCUCGAGCAGCGCUGCAAGGAUUCAUUCGAUGCUGGCCGCGCUGGAGGGAGGCUUGAGAUGGAAGCAUCGGAUGAGUACCGAGCUGCCAUCCGUGGAGCAGCUCUUUCAGGGAUCAAGGAAUAUCUCAGAUCCUCAACGUUUGAGAUGCUCUGGGCCGCAAAAGCCGCCGAACAUGAGGCCAUCGGAUUCAUGAGGUGCAGGUCGCGAGUUCUCGAGCUCGGAGGCUUCAAGGAGGGGUUUGACGUUGACGGAAACCUCGAUCCGUCCGUCUAAUUUGUGAAAUAGGAAGUAUAUAACGAACAAAUAUGAAGUAGGGAGUAUUUUACCAUGUUUUCUCUCUACUUUCUUUUGCUCCUAGAUAUAAUUCGCAUGUAUUCUGCCUACAUUAUGUAUCUAUCUCUCCAACUUCUAAUGUAAUAUUUGCAGCUAUUGAAGA